AUUUUGGACGCUGGAGAGCGACGGAGAGAGCGAGAGGUCGGAGGGAGGAAGACGGGAGCAUUCGCUGCGCGACGGGGGCCGGUCACCGUCUUUCCUCCUGACACCCCCAACCCGCGGGGGCGGCCGUAAAAUACAACGAGAGAGGGAGGGAAGAGAAAAAAAAAAUGCUGUCCCGCGCCGCCGCACUCGCUUCCGUGUCUGCUCUGAAGUCAGCGGCACCUGUCAGUGUUUUGCCAGUGUUCAGGAACCUCCACACCAGUCACCAGUCUAAGGCACCUGUACCAGCACUUCCUGAGAAAGGAGGCAAAGUGCGCUAUGGGUUCGUUCCAGAGGAAUUCUUCCAGUUCUUGUACCCCAAGACUGGAGUAACCGGUCCUUAUAUGUUUGGCACUGGACUCCUGGUGUACCUUCUCUCAAAAGAAAUCUACGUCCUUAACUAUGAGACAAUAUCAGGUCUAUCCGUUGGCAUUGUCAUCCUCUAUGCAAUUAAAACAUAUGGAAAGACUGUAGCAGAAUUUGCUGACAAACUGAAUAUGGCGAAAGUUGCAGAAAUUCAAGAGGUGAAGGAUGCGACCAUGAAUAACCUGAUGCAAUCCAUCGACAAUGAGAAAAAAGAGCAGUGGCGAGUCGAAGGCCGUAAUUACCUGUUUGACGCAAAGCGGAACAAUGUCACCAUGUUGCUGGAAGCCAACUACCGGGAACGGAUCCACCAGGUACACACCGGAGUGAAGAAACGCAUGGAUUACCAAAUCGGUUUGCAGCACCUGAAGCAAAGACUUGAACAAGAGUAUAUGGUGAACUGGGUGGAGAAAAGCAUAAUUCAGAGCCUGACCCCGCAACAGGAUAAAGAGAGCAUUGCAAAGUGCAUCUCUGACCUUAAAGCACUGUCCAAGACUGCUCAGGCGAGGGUCUGACUCUGAACUCUGAACAUUUGCUACCUUUGGGCAGCCUGACGGAAGAAAUGUUUCGCUUUGGACUGAAUAAUAACUAUCUAAUUUCCCCAACAACAAACUGGUGAAUGAAAUGUUUCUGUAUACCAGAAGAAAAAAAUAUUAAAUACUGUGCUAAUAGACUU
Molecule: messenger RNA, 1075 nt
Organism: Callorhinchus milii (elephant shark)
Lineage: Eukaryota; Metazoa; Chordata; Chondrichthyes; Chimaeriformes; Callorhinchidae
Gene: atp5pb
Product: ATP synthase peripheral stalk-membrane subunit b
Biological process (GO): proton motive force-driven ATP synthesis
Molecular function (GO): proton transmembrane transporter activity
Source: RefSeq, marked provisional